AUGGCUCCGUCGUUGAAUAACCAUUCUUCUUUUACCCGCCCUCGCACUGGCGACCGUGAUGGCCGGCCCAGCACGCGCGACCAGGCCGGCGCGGAUAUGCUUAUUCCCAGUCGGACUUCGUCACUGCACUCUCGUAUCACGCAGCCAAUUCCAUCGACUUUUAACGUGAAGCCUCAACAGCGAACACCAAAGACUCUUACUCAUGCCUAUAUGGUGUGCGGCGUCGGCCGCGAGCCGUCGCAAUGGGUGAAGGCGCCGGCUCCCGCUCAGGGCAAGAUUGGCCAUAUGAAGGGUGCUGUUGGUCAAUUUUGGCUCCCUGAGAUUCUCGGCAGCAGCCCUCGUCUGGAGCAAGAUAACGAGAUUGCUCGCGCUCUCCAUUCCGCUAUGAGGGCUUGCUUUCCGCACGAUGUUGAGAUUUGCACUGGCAGGAGCCAACCCCACUGCGUUCACCACGCUUUUGUGCUCCAGCAAGACUCUUCUCACACCUUGUACGGCAUCUGCCUCCGAGUUUGGUCUCGAGCCGACGAAAAGAGGGCUGAGACCAUCCGGGACUUGCGCAAGAGGACCGAGUCUGACUUUUAUGACAACCCAGACGAGACUUACUGGAUCCCUUACUGCCUGUCCUUCCUAUCCCGCUACCCCCUUUACAACCUCCUGGGCGACUAUCUGCGAGGCAUGUGGAUUCACUGGAAUAAGGCUACCAACUUGUUUCACGCCGAGGAAGUCUCGCGUAUUCUGAGCUUCCCGGCUCCUAGGCUGAACGACUUGGUCCGCAUUGACAUGAAGGACUAUGCUCUCUGCUACCAAUUUCCUUCCUCCCCUACUGGGUUCCAGAAUUUUUCCAUGUGGCCGCUUUUCAACUGCUUGUCCAUCCCCAACAUUGUUGGUGUUAUUGAGGCAGCCAUUUCUCCGACUCGACGAAUCAUCUUUGUGAGCCACUAUGCCGCCAUGCUCACAAUUGCCGCCGAAACAGUGCGGUACUGCGUCCGAGUUUACGAAUGGAGCGGUCUUUACGUCCCGGUUGUACACGCCCGCCAUGCACAGGAGCUUGUUCAAGAGCCCGGUCCUUAUAUCUUGGGUGUGACUGCCGAGUGUCGAUCUCUCUUCACUGCCCCUACUGACGCUUUGGUUGUUGACCUGGACCGCAACUUUGUUCUCACAUCUAGCCCACCUACUGCGCUUACUCCUGGUCAGCGCAACAAAUUUGUUACUCGCCUGACUCAGUCUCUCAACGGCGACGUCACCCCUGCUGGCGUUCCCCAUCAUCUUCGAUCAGCAUAUGGCGGCGGCAAGCUGGUCCCUGCUGGUCAGAUCAUUGUCAUGCGCGGAGAAGUUGAGUCUAUCCAGGACCCUGAGUGGUGGAACCAGGAUGCGAUUAUGGCUGUUAUGGACCAUGUCUGCGAAAAGACGGGCCGCAAUACAGGUAUCAAGGCCGUAUUCGGCGGCUCUGUGAAGAAGCCUCUCAUGACCAAAGUUUCAAUGAGACAUCUCAAUGAAAUUGUUCGAGAGCGAAAUCAGUAUUCUCGUGACGCUCUCGAAGCGUGGCAAGAUUUCAUCAAUCUCAAGGGCCGCAUGGACACGGAGCUCAGCAAGGUCAACAAGAGAAACAACUAUCUUGUCGAGGAGCUCGAGAGCUGGAAACAGCAAUUCCUCAAAUUCCAGGCCUUCGCUGAACAGCUUACCAAGGAGACACAGGAUCUCAAAGUCAAGAUUGAGACACACAAGAGAGAGAACCGCCGACUUACUGGUCUCCUUGACCAACAGAAGGAUGAUAAUGCUCGCAUGUCUGUCCGUCUUACCGGCACUGAGAAGCAGCGUGAUGAUGCUCUCAUGGCUCUAGUUCUCCAGCAGGAGAUGGCCGAGGAUCUUGAGCGUGAGAGACAGAGGAACAAGAAGGAGCUUGCCCAGCUCAGCCAUACCAAUUCUACUCUCUUGCGACAACGUGACGAAGCUCGCCGUGUGGUGAUGCAUCUGCAGAGUUUGAUCGGUGGCCAGAGCCACCACAUGGAGCAUCUCAUUCAUUCUCUUACUAAGCCUGACGAGCUGGUUGCCGAGGUUGAGGCAGGCUAUGAGAGUGAUGAGCGGGGGAGCUCGGAUGGCGCGUCUGGCGACGAUAAUACGAGCCAACUGAAAUCUCCACGCAGCAAGCGACUCUCUGCGGCUAGCUUUGCUGACGUUGCCGACCGUCACCUCAAAGACAAGACUGAUGCUAUAGCCCAUAUUGUGCGCAACAUUGCUGACCAGUGUCAGGCCGCUGUGGAGAGCCUGCAGCUGGCCCACGAUGCUGAGUACCGAUCAAGCCGACGUCACAGCGGCCUGUCCAAUACUCAGAGUGAGGACGGCCAUGACGACCGCUCUGUUGCCACCUCAGAUAAUGGCGAAGAGAGACGCCUCCAGCCUGGACGUACGUCCAGCAUCCCUCCUACUCCGGAUCUGAUCCCCAACCGCAGCAGCACUGCCAUGUCCUUUGCUUCGGCUACUACUACACCUGAGCGAUCUAGCCAGCAGUAUAAUUUGAAGGACGAGAUCCCCACAAAGAUUGUCGAGGACGACGAGGAGGACUACGAGGAGAACCGCAGUGAGGGCGGCGGCGGCGCCACCAAUGAGAACGGCGUUGUAGCCAAACACACCGAGUCGCUCUUGCAUCGCCCAUCUGGUGCCAGAAUCAGCGCUCUUGGGGCCAGCGGCACUCGGUGA
Metarhizium brunneum ARSEF 3297 is the source of this 2697-nucleotide messenger RNA. RefSeq lists its product as uncharacterized. The record is from RefSeq and is a predicted model, not a curated record. NCBI's taxonomy places the organism in Eukaryota, Fungi, Ascomycota, Sordariomycetes, Hypocreales, Clavicipitaceae. Gene Ontology annotation, biological process: regulation of Rab protein signal transduction. Gene Ontology annotation, cellular component: cytoplasmic vesicle.